Molecule: messenger RNA, 2061 nt
Organism: Anthostomella pinea
Lineage: Eukaryota; Fungi; Ascomycota; Sordariomycetes; Xylariales; Xylariaceae
Source: the annotation of a GenBank genome assembly
AUGAGAAGUACGGUAGAUAUGCAAGACGACACGAGCUUUCGACCAGAACCGCAUACCACCUGCACGGAACCACCGAGUUCUGCAAAACGAAGUGUAACAUCUUUGGAGAGCACCGAGGCCCUGCGCAGCCAGAACCCGGAUCUGUAUCCAACCUCAGACGUCAUGCUGCUCGAACAGGAUGACCGGAGCGGGUCGAAUACGUCGACCCCAAUCCCCUCGUCGAGACCGACUCUUGGUACCGAUGGAAUCUCACCGGUCUUUCUGGAUGAGAUACGGAAGGUUAUCAGGCAAGAAGUCAUCGAAGCCACGCAAAGGGGUCAGCCAACCAACAUCGCUAGCAAGCUCUCCUAUUCUAGCACCUCGGACUCGAAUGACUCCUCAACUAUUCCGAGUCCGGCCAGUGUUUCUUCAGUUCCCUCUGCCCCGAGUCCGAAUGCCGCUACAUCAGCGGAUGGUGCGCAGCCAGGAGUCCGCGUCAGUGAACGUGAACCGCCUCGGAGUACCCCGAUGCGCCCUGCCACAUAUAGACGAUCUAGCUCAAAUAGAGAGCCAGUGUCUGAAUGGGGCUACCUCUUUGACGGGAAUGGCGACUCAACUCAUCGUUGGGACGACUUCCUGGGAGCACUGGCCCGCCGUAUUAUUGACGAGUUUACCCCGAAAGGUAGUCUGGUGAUCACACCGGAGAAGCUCGAGACACUGUACACCAUGUUCCGCCUUGAUUCGGAGAAAAUUCCAUUCGCAGACAUCUUCAAGCCCGAUACGAACGACGACCUUGAUCAUAUUGCCGACUUCUACAGCGACCUGGGCUGUCAGUACCAUCUUGUGCAAGCCAAUACUCGCGCGAGACCUCGAGUUCCCGCUUUGACGGCAGUCGGCUUUGUCCAGUACUUUACAACUUGCGUCUUCGCCCAUCCCGAUGAAGAGUCUCGUCGCCUCGACAAGAUCGUUGCGGAUAUUCCCUUGGCGCUUGGUAGUACUGGACCCGAUAACAGGACCGAGAAGCUGCCACGACAGUUCUUCCGCAGUCUGCUACCCGUCAAACCCGACCCUACCGGAGCGAAGACGUUGACUGCAGCCAUGGACGGUCUUAUGCACAGCCUGAGACAAUCGGCAAUCCGUCAGAACACUUCUUCAGCGUCUGCGCAGCAAGGCUUAGAAAAGGCAAGCACCGUCACGACGUAUCGCGCAACCCGACAGCGCCUGGCGCCCGAGGUCCUAUACGGCAGUUCCAGUUCAGAUCGGUACAAACCCGAACCACCAGAAGCCAAAUCCGGUCGUCGGCGGUUCAACCCAAGCGCCCUGCAGACGAUCGGUGACGAGGCCGCGAUGGAGAACUAUCAUCACGAGGGACGGCAGGACCGCCACGAGUUCCACCGGAAGCUUUCCCAGAGCGGUGACGCAGAGACCACCAAGACGCCACGGCCUGCUCAUGACGAGCAGAUGGCCUCGCCGACAACGCGCCCUGGUAUGGCAAGUAGAGAACGCUCCAACUCCUACUUCUCGUACUCCACCAACCCGCUGCCGAUCCCGGCGCCGCCGGUCGGCAGCGCCGCGACGUCGCCCACAACGACGUCGACGUCGUCGUCGCACCGACGAUCUCGCAGCCCGCAACACCAGGGGUAUCGGGCGUCGGCACCCGGCGUGCCGUCUUCUUCCGCGACUGCUGGAUCUGGAUCUGGAUACACGCCCUCGAAGUACGCGCCCGCGCCCGAGCAUGGGGCUCUGGUGCGUCGAGCAUCGGAUCAUACGUCGAGCGAAGACUAUACUCACCCCCCCCCUCCAGCCCCAGCACCGGCCCCGGCCCCGGCUCCCGCUCCGAAAGCGGUCACCUGGACCGAGCCGGUGGGCGUCGUGGCGACGCUGACGACGAUCCAGGACUCGGACGCUGGGUUGAGUAGGAGACAUGAGCGGCAGCAUCAUCACCGGCGACGUAGCACGGCGCCGCCUGUGGAUGAUAGGGGACCUACUUGGGAGGAGGUGCUGAAGUCGCAGAAGGCGGGCGGGGGUGGGAGUGGGAAGCAUGGGGGGAAUGGGAGUCGGGGGUAUAGUUUUGGGCACUGA